AUGAGCAGCACGCCGCCAUCUCCAGAAGAACAAGGGCGAAAGAAGCUGUCAACAUGCUUGAUAGAGCCCACCCUAUUCCAAUUCAAACACUCGACAUUUGAGUAUGCUGUAUACAAACCAUCAUCCCGCUUCAAGAGAGAUUUCGAAAGCAUCUUCCCCUGCUUGAAUGUCAAACAACGCAACGAAUUACUGGUUGUGCCUGUUAUACAACAAUGCGAAUACGACAUGGUUGGCCUGACUAAAGAAGUGAACCAAGAGCGAGAUGUUAAGCUCGAACUAUUUGUUUCAUGGGGGAAAGCAGUUGUAGACAGGAUCAAAUCCAUAGGCAUGUGGGCAGACAUCAUGGAUCCAGCAUCAGGCUUCCCCAUCUUUUCAGAGGCUGGACCAAGUCCAUAUCCAGAUGUACAAGGCACUCAAAUGCUUUCCAGUAGGUUCUAUGUGCAGAAUAUUGGCUGUUGUCAUAUUCUGUUCCACCCAACAUGGCAGAGCCACAUCUAUCCAUCCACUUUGUUUACGACUGCUCCUGCUGACAUCUUGCAAAAAGUGAUUUUGGAGGUGCUGGGUAAAUAA
Messenger RNA from Mucor velutinosus, 570 nucleotides. RefSeq lists its product as uncharacterized. The coding region runs from base 1 to 570 and encodes 189 amino acids. NCBI's taxonomy places the organism in Eukaryota, Fungi, Mucoromycota, Mucoromycetes, Mucorales, Mucoraceae. The transcript has 3 exons. Gene Ontology annotation, biological process: cobalamin metabolic process. The record is from RefSeq and is a predicted model, not a curated record.